AAAUUAUAAUAAAACCGGUGCAAAUUCGAACGUUCUAUGUGAGUUCUGUAAUUUUGUUUAUGACACUAGCUAUUCCAUGGACCCUUAAUCGACCGGCGCAGAUUUUUAUGGUUUUUAAAGAUGCAGAGGAAACAAGGCUUCCCUGUUGCUAACUGCAAUAUAAAAUUGCCUGACAACAUGCUGGGUACUGAGACGGUGCUGCUGGACGACGAUGGGGAACAGCUGCAGCGUCGACAGCAGCUCAUCAAUUUUGCACAUGCUCAGUGGGGCUUUAAUAACUGGAGCUGGAGUGUCAGCAAGCAGGACUUGGAUUUUGUGGAUUUAUCAAAUGGGAAAUAUUGUGCCGGUGUGGUGGCCUUUGUGUCCGUGACGGUAAAAACCUUCGAUAUCCAUCGAGAGAACAUUGGUUACGCCACAUCAGUGGCUCAUAAUAAAGGUUUAGCCAUUUGGAAGUCCAGGAAGUCCGCUGUCACAAACGCUUUGCGAGAAACUCUACUGAGUUUCGGCGGCAACGUGGCCACUGAGCUGCUGGAGGUGCUAGAGUCGACCAAGAGCGACGUAAGCCACCCGCCGGCCGCCGCGCCGGCUGCCGACCCGCCGGCCGAGUGCAGCGCCGUCAAGGCCGUGGAGCCGAAGAACAAGCACCUGCGCAAGGAGGCGGAGACCACCAGCCUGCGGCCGCCGCCCAAGGCGCCGCUGGCCGCCAACCUGCCGCCGGCCAACCGGCCGCCCGUCGCCAACGCGCCGCGGCCGCCGGGGCCGCCGGGCCCCCCGGGGCCUCCGGGGCCGGCGCCGGUGCCGCUGGCGCGCCCCAACUCCAACGUAAGUUUCGUGCUGCAGCCCGUGAUGGGCGGCGUGGUGCCGCCGCUGUACGCGCCGCGCCUGCCGCCGCCCGGCCCGCUGUACCCCAACGCCUACUACGAGUACUCGGCGGGCCCGUGGCACUUCACGUACGAGUCCUUCGACCGGCACCACGGCAACGUCAACCUGAACUUCAACCUGCCGCCCAAGAACCUGGUGGUGAACGGCCGCGCCUCGGCCGAGUGCAAGAACGCGUGCGGCGUCCGGCCGCCGGGGCCCGAGGGCGAGCCGCUGCAGUACGGCCCGCCGCCGCAGAACCAGGGCUGCUGGAUCAAGCCCACCAUCUUCUACGACGGCUUCUGGACCGAGCAGAAGGUCAAGAAGUGGGUGACCGAGCAGGUGGAGAAGCAGUUCCCGGAGGACCCCUCGCAGAAGUCCCCGUCGCCGAGCAGCGGCCAGCCGGACCCCUCCGGCUCCAAGUCGUAACGCCGCCCGUCCGUAGAUGGCGCGUCUCGAUCUGCUUGUUUAGAAUCUUGUCGGUUAGAUGUAUAGGCGUAAGCGUUUGAUAUCGCAGAGGAGUAAAAUCUCAAAUCUGGUAGUACUUUUUAAUGCAUUGUUGUAAUGUUAACUAAUGGAGAAGAAUGGGUUUUGUAGUUUUCAAGGUAGUUUGAGCGACUCGUACUGGCGUUGACGCAAAUUUGACUUGGUUAUGUCAAGUACUGACGAAUUUUUAGCCUUAUUUCAAAGAUGACAGGUGCGAUUAACCGCGAGUCGUUUUGAUGGUAAAUGUAUGGUUUAGACGUCGUCGUUUGUGUGGUAUUUUUCUCAGAUCUUGUUUUAUUUAUAGAAUAAUUAAUAAGGUACACUCUUUGGAAUUGCGAUCUGUACAUAGAUAUUUAUGUAGUUUAAAAUUAAGAUAUUGUGUGGAAUCUAUGCAGUACUUAGGUACGUUUUUACAGUAAUAAAUUGUU
Hyposmocoma kahamanoa is the source of this 1772-nucleotide messenger RNA. RefSeq names its product histone-lysine N-methyltransferase SETD1A-like. The transcript is spliced from 4 exons. The coding region runs from base 121 to 1287 and encodes 388 amino acids. NCBI's taxonomy places the organism in Eukaryota, Metazoa, Arthropoda, Insecta, Lepidoptera, Cosmopterigidae. The record is from RefSeq and is a predicted model, not a curated record. Gene Ontology annotation, cellular component: nucleus. Gene Ontology annotation, biological process: mitotic recombination; double-strand break repair via homologous recombination; double-strand break repair via single-strand annealing.